GUUAUCGCCUGGCGUCCAUCUGUGAGCGCGUGCCUCAGUAUAUCUGUUUUAUUUUCAGUUUUGCUUUGUUAUACUUUGUUUUUUCUGUGUUCGACAUGGAGAUGAAGAAGAGGAUCAGCCUGGAGCUGAGGAACAGGAAACCCGCGGAGGUGGCGGAGCUGGUGGUGGAUAACUGUCGCUCCAGUGACGGGGAGGUUGAAGGUCUGACAGACGAGUACUCGGAGCUGGAGAUCCUCAGCAUGGUGAACAUCGGCCUCACCUCACUCUCCAAACUGCCCUCACUGCCCAAACUACGCAAGUUGGAGGUGAGUGAUAACACCAUCUCAGGAGGUUUGGACACGCUGGCGGAGAAAUGUCCCAACUUGACGUACCUGAACCUGAGUGGCAACAAGAUCAAGGAGCUGAGCACCAUCGAGGUUCUGCAGAACCUGAAGAACCUGACGAGCCUGGACCUGUACAGCUGUGAGGUCACCACGCUGGACGAGUACAGAGAGAGCGUGUUCGAGCUGCUGCCGCAACUCACCUACCUGGACGGAUACGACCAGGAGGACAACGAGGUGCCCGACUCCGAGAACGACAACGACGAUGACGAUGAAGCCGGUCCACCCGGAGACGACGACGAGGAUGAGGACGAUGAGGAUGAUGAUGAAGAUGAAGGCUCUGAAGGAGACGAGGAUGAGGUGGGCCUGUCGUACCUGAUGAAGGACGGCAUCCAGGAUGAAGAAGACGAUGGAGACUAUGUGGAAGAGGAAGAGGACGACGACGAGGAGGAAGAGGAAGAUGGAGAUGAGGACGGUGUUCGGGGGGAGAAGAGGAAGAGAGACGCAGAUGAUGAAGGUGAUGAUGGAGACGAAGACGACGAGUAGUUUAACCAUCUUCACACACUGUAACACCUGACCCCGCCCCCUCAUCUUCCCCUGACCUUUGACCCCUCAGAGCCGCAGAGAGACAGGAAACAGGACGCUGAGUUCAGGUUCAGGAUCAUUUCUCUGCUGACUGAAUACUGAUCACAUGAUCAGCUGAUCAAUACAGAUCAAUACUCAGCUGACAGACAGCUCAGUGUGCCACCGGGGGGCGACGCUGCGCAGAAUCUGAUUGGUCGUCACUGUGAAGAUAAUCUUUAUUAUUCAAACAUUUUCUAAACGAGUUCACACAUGUUUCACACUUCCUGUUUAUUGAUCACAUGCUCUGAUCAGGUAUCAAUAACUGUCAGUGCUGCGUCUGCUCGUUAAGUCAUUUAAUUUCAUUCCACUUGUUUUCUGUUGUUUAUCAAACAAACAGAUGAUUAAAAACAAACAUCAGAACGUUUCCGUCCUCGAACGCCGUCGGGUCCGAAGAAACGAUGAAGAUCGAUCGUUAAAUGAUGACGAGCUGCACAGAUGAAGCUGAUCAAUAAAAGAUUCAACAUGUCAAAUAUCUGCUUCUUUAGUAAAAGCUCAAAGGUUUCAGGCUAGAAGUAAACUACGACUCCCAGGGUGCAUUUCAGCAAGAAGCAGCCAAUCACAGAGCUUCAUAUUCAGUCAGAUGCGUCGCUAACGGCGACCAGAAGCUGAAGAUUAAACUUUUAACAAUCUGCAGGUUUAAUCAGUGUCAUUAAGCUCUGAUUGACGUCUCUGACUGGCUCCGUCUCCAUAGCAACAGCAGCCGAGGCUCAUGGGUAACGUAGUUUAAACAUCAUCCAGCAGUUGUUGUUAAAACACAUCGAGAUCAAUUAAAGAAACGUGUGAAAGACUCAUAAAAAUACAAUAAACUUUAUUAUCAGCUGAUGGAAAUGUUUGUUUUUGUUAUUGAUCAUCAAUAAUCAGUCUAUAAAGAGUUAAUAACUGGUUAAUAUAAUGCAGCUGUCAGCAGAUAUCAGUGUUAAUGUAUUAAUCAAUAAUUAUAACAGAAGUGUUUGCUGCUGUAGAAACAUCAUCAAUGAUAAUAAAACAGCUGUAAUAAUAUAAAAUAAUAAAUACUGAACAUUAAUAAACAUCUGCUUAUAACCACAUGAUAGAGAGUUAUUACUGUUUAUAGACUGAUCAAUAAUAAUUAAUUCAAUCAUAUUAUCUUAUGGAGGAAUUGAUCCGCAUGACGAGAUAAAACCAGUUAAAACCAGUUAAAACCAGUUUCCUCUGUGGACCUUCAGGCAUGUUGAUCUGUUAGUUCAUUGAUUAUUGAUCUGCUGUGAUUGGCUGUAGCUUUAGCCCCGCCCCCCUCCUCACCUGUCACCUGUGGGCUCUGCGGCUCGGCGUCCGGAUCCUGGAUCCUGGAUCCUGGAUCCUGGAUCCUGGAUCCUGGAUCUGCUCUGUAAAUACUGGUCCGGCGGUCUCUGAAGGUUUUUGUCGUGUCGUCUUUUUAAACCUGUUUUGAGUUUUGAGUUUUUUCUUCUUCUCUGAUUUAAUUUUAUUUUUUUAUUCCUGUCUUCUGAUUGGUUCGCUGUAACGAGUGUUUUUGAAUAAAAUCAGAUGAAAUCUCA
Messenger RNA from Thunnus maccoyii (southern bluefin tuna), 2458 nucleotides. RefSeq names its product acidic leucine-rich nuclear phosphoprotein 32 family member E-like. Gene Ontology annotation, cellular component: nucleus. Lineage: Eukaryota; Metazoa; Chordata; Actinopteri; Scombriformes; Scombridae. Gene Ontology annotation, biological process: regulation of apoptotic process. The transcript has 7 exons. Gene Ontology annotation, molecular function: phosphatase inhibitor activity; histone binding. Bases 96 to 866 code for a protein of 256 amino acids. The record is from RefSeq and is a predicted model, not a curated record.